Diuraphis noxia (Russian wheat aphid) is the source of this 530-nucleotide messenger RNA. Its product is annotated as myrosinase 1-like. The record is from RefSeq and is a predicted model, not a curated record. Gene Ontology annotation, molecular function: beta-glucosidase activity. Gene Ontology annotation, biological process: carbohydrate metabolic process. Lineage: Eukaryota; Metazoa; Arthropoda; Insecta; Hemiptera; Aphididae.
GUGACAAUUUAUCAUUGGGACUUGCCUCAAUGUAUACAAGAUUUGGGAGGGUGGUGCAACAAACAAAUAAUAGAGUUCUUUACUCUCUAUGUUCGAGUGGUGUUCAGAACGUUUGGCGAUCGUGUGAAAUAUUGGAUAACUAUCAAUGAACCUUACUUAGUAUCAGAGAGCUACGGAAAUGAAUCCGGAGCCCCUGCAUUAAACAAAAGUGGUUUUGGGGAUUAUUUGGCGGUUCAUCAUACAAUAUUAGCACACGCAACUGCUUACCAUCUAUACAACCGAGAAUUUAGACCAUUGCAAAAUGGACAAAUAGGUAUAAGCUUAAACAUGGAAUGGUACUAUCCAAAAAAUGUAAAUUCCUUAGAAGAUCAUUACGCUGCCCAUCGAGCUCGUAUGUGGCAGUUUGGAAUUUUUGCCCAUCCGUUAUUUUUCGGAGACUAUCCAGAAGAUGUAAAAAAAAGGGUUAUGGAGAUUAAUAAAUUUAGCGGAAUAUCAUUGAAACGACUGCUUGAUUUUAAUGAAAAUGAAAA